Messenger RNA from Emericellopsis atlantica, 852 nucleotides. Its product is annotated as Longin-like domain-containing protein. Bases 213 to 770 code for a protein of 185 amino acids. Gene Ontology annotation, biological process: endoplasmic reticulum to Golgi vesicle-mediated transport. The transcript has 2 exons. The record is from RefSeq and is a predicted model, not a curated record. NCBI's taxonomy places the organism in Eukaryota, Fungi, Ascomycota, Sordariomycetes, Hypocreales, Bionectriaceae. Gene Ontology annotation, cellular component: nucleus; TRAPP complex; cytoplasm.
GUCCAUUAAGUGAAAUCCGUUCUUUCGCGUCAACAAUUGGAAGCCGAUGGGAUUUGUAUUUUAAACUCAACAUUCUCGAGUGAAUACGUACCUUACCUUGCCUGGUCACUCCCGCGGGUUAACGUGGGUGGCGGGGCAGGAUCGCCAGUCUCCCAGCUCCAAAGCUCCAACGUCGACCAUCCUCAGCAACUAAUCCACAACAUCAUCCUGCCAUGACCACGGCGAUACCUUCCAUCGCCUGCCUAGGCAUCAUAGGGCGCAACAACAACCCCCUCCACAUCAGCAUCUUCCCUUCCUACGACCCGCAGUCCAACACCUUCGCACCGCUACGGACACCUCUCGAAUUCUCCCUCCUACUCUCCUCGUCGAUUGACAUUUUCGACCUCCGCACCAAGCACAACGCCAUCAACAACACGCCGCUCGCCACAGGCGACUAUGGCCUCCUCCACGCCAUCGACGACCGCCUCGCGGCGUAUGGCUUCGAGACGAACACGGGCGUCCGCAUGGUCUGUGUAGUGGACAUGCGCGGGCGCCGAGCGGCGGUGGGAUCGAGCAGUGUGCGGUCGGGACUACGGGAUGCGGAGAUGAAGCCCGUCUUCCGGGCGAUGCAGAGCGCCUACGUGCGGUUGCUGCAGAACCCCUUCUUCGCACCGGAUGAGCAUCUGGGCCCUGUGGGCGGCCAUGGCGGGCGGCGCAUUACGAGUCGAAAGUUUGGAGAGGACAUGAAGAGGAUAGGUGAAGGCUGGACGCCAGGGGUCACGAAUCUAUGAGCAUUGUGGGGGGAAGGCGGCAAGGUGUCUGGCGUUCCAAGAGGGUAUAUCCAUUGACUUUUAACAUGGGCUAUUUGCAUAA